CCAAAAAGUAGUUGGGUGGCUGAGUUUACCCACCGUACUGUUGAAAUUGAAAAGACUAUAUCACCCUUUAGAAUGUACGCUCUCUGGAUUUCAAUUUUCACUGCCGCUCCCUCUUUUCUCUUUUCUCUUUCUGUUUGGUCUUGUCUCUGCCUCUGACCGGGAAAAACAAAGACAACACCAAAUUUCACUCAACCCUAAAUUCUCUUUCAGUAAUGGCUUUCGCUUCUUUUCUCGGAAGAGUCCUCUUCGCCUCCAUCUUCAUCCUCUCCGCUUACCAAGAGUUUAAUGCAUAUGGAGUUGAUGGGGGACCUGCAGCAAAAGCAAUUAGACCAAAGUUUGAUGCCUUUAUACAGAAAGUAGAUUCUCAAGAUGGCUUACAACUUCCAGAAAUUGAUACAAAAUUUUUAGUUGCCGGAGCUAUUGCUCUCAAGGGCAUUGGAGGAAUUCUGUUCAUAUUGGGCAGUUCGUUCGGAGCUGUACUUUUGCUUUUGCACCAGCUGAUUACCACUCCAAUAUUGUACGAUUUCUAUAAUUAUGAUAGUGAGGACAAGGAAUAUAUUCAACUUUUCAUCAAAUUUACACAGAACAUGGCUCUCUUUGGGGCUUUAUUGUUUUUUAUUGGGAUGAAAAACUCCAUUCCUAAAAGGCAACCCAGGAAGAAGGUUCCCAAAACCAAAACCUACUAGUAGCCGUAAUUUGAAGAAUACUCAUUUUGCAAGAAGUUUCCCUGGUUGAUCAGUAUUCCUAUUCCUAACUACCCAGGAUCUGGCUUGAUUGUUUGUCUGGCUCAGCACAAUUCUCCCCACCAACGAGUUUUGUAGGUGUAGCAUCAGUCUCACGUGGAUUACACAUAAUUUAUGUAUGCAUAUGUAUUGUUCUUUUGCUUAACAUUAGUAACUAUUUUUCAAUUGCUAAACACCCAAAAGGGUUAAAACGACUAGAACCUGUUUGCUCAAACUUAAGAGUGCUAUUUUCAUUUUGUGAUCUGUCUAGCAAACUUGAUUUUAAAGGUCCUGAAAGGGUGGCCGUUGAUGUUUUUACUACAUUAAAUUUCUCUAUACAUUUGUGUUCACCAAUUUGA
Molecule: messenger RNA, 1081 nt
Organism: Cicer arietinum (chickpea)
Lineage: Eukaryota; Viridiplantae; Streptophyta; Magnoliopsida; Fabales; Fabaceae
Source: RefSeq, a predicted model, not a curated record